GCCUCCUUCCCGGCCUGCAGCGAGACCACCGUUAGCGCCGCUCGCCUUCCGCCCCUGCUCUCGCCCCGACGGCGGCGGAGGCCGCGGCUCCGGCUGUGCUCUGCCCCGUUCGCCUUGCUUCCCCGGCGGCCUCGGCAGACAUGUUGUGAGGCGGCCGCGCGGGUGCCCGAAGGAUGGUUUGGCCGAGGCGGCGGCAACCGCUGCUGGUGGCGGCGGCCGCGGGGGCUCCGGCUCUGUAGAGCCGGGCCUGUGGGUGUCCUCCCGGGCCUGCGGCCGGCGGGGCUCCUGUGCCGUCCGGGUCCCCGGAGCCCUCGGCACCCCGACCUUCCCUUCAGACGAGCACUAGGAGCUCCCACACAGCGGGCGUUCUCGGCCCGCCAACCCACCUCUUCCUUCUCUCCGAGCUCCCCCGACCCCUACGCCCCUGCCCGGGGGCAGCCUGAAAUCUUCGCGGAGUGGUGGACCAGAGUCGAGGAGUUUAAAAGUUGGGGUCCGAAAGGCAGGAAGGUACGAUGGCUUCCUCGUCAGGCAACGAUGAUGACCUCACUAUCCCCAGAGCUGCUAUAAAUAAGAUGAUCAAAGAGACUCUCCCUAACGUCCGGGUGGCCAACGACGCCCGAGAGCUGGUCGUGAACUGCUGCACUGAAUUCAUUCACCUUAUAUCUUCGGAAGCCAAUGAGAUUUGCAACAAGUCGGAAAAGAAGACGAUUUCCCCAGAGCACGUCAUACAAGCACUAGAAAGUUUGGGCUUUGGCUCUUACAUCAGUGAAGUAAAAGAAGUCUUACAAGAAUGCAAGACGGUAGCGCUAAAAAGAAGAAAGGCCAGUUCUCGUUUGGAAAACCUUGGCAUUCCUGAGGAAGAGCUAUUGAGACAGCAACAGGAAUUGUUUGCUAAGGCUAGACAGCAACAAGCAGAAUUGGCCCAACAGGAAUGGCUUCAAAUGCAGCAAGCCGCCCAACAAGCCCAGCUUGCCCCAGAAAUAGCCCUUGAGACCCGGCAGGAAACCGGGGCAGUAACACCGGGUGGAGGUGAGGUGCGCCUAAUACACGUGAAAACCAGCAGCUAA
This is a messenger RNA of Microtus ochrogaster (prairie vole), 1067 nucleotides long. RefSeq names its product down-regulator of transcription 1 (gene Dr1). The record is from RefSeq and is a predicted model, not a curated record. Gene Ontology annotation, molecular function: TBP-class protein binding; RNA polymerase II general transcription initiation factor activity; protein heterodimerization activity. Gene Ontology annotation, biological process: negative regulation of transcription by RNA polymerase II; RNA polymerase II preinitiation complex assembly. Gene Ontology annotation, cellular component: negative cofactor 2 complex. Lineage: Eukaryota; Metazoa; Chordata; Mammalia; Rodentia; Cricetidae.